Molecule: messenger RNA, 237 nt
Organism: Blastomyces dermatitidis ER-3
Lineage: Eukaryota; Fungi; Ascomycota; Eurotiomycetes; Onygenales; Ajellomycetaceae
Exons: 1
Coding region: 1-237 (78 amino acids)
Source: RefSeq, a predicted model, not a curated record
AUGCCCGUGACCCAAAUUAAUAUCAAGUCGCCAGGUGGGAGCGGGUCAAUCGCAUUCCCUUAUCUUGGCGUGUCUCCCGCUAGCAUUGGCGUCAAUAACCGAGCUGAAGAGGUCAAGGCCAAAAAGCAGGAUACCCACGGGGCUUAUUUCAAGUUUGACAUAUCAAUGGGCCCAGUUCCCACCCCCGAUUCCUGCUGUUUCGUCGGUCCCGUUGUCGUUGUUGUUGUCGUCGUCUAG